Molecule: messenger RNA, 2767 nt
Organism: Hemicordylus capensis (graceful crag lizard)
Lineage: Eukaryota; Metazoa; Chordata; Lepidosauria; Squamata; Cordylidae
Gene: CEP63
Product: centrosomal protein 63
Exons: 18
Coding region: 335-2407 (690 amino acids)
Biological process (GO): centriole replication; de novo centriole assembly involved in multi-ciliated epithelial cell differentiation
Cellular component (GO): centriole
Source: RefSeq, a predicted model, not a curated record
AGAUGUUCUUGAUUGUAGAGGAGAGGAAUCUAUAUAUAUAAACAAAAGUUCUAGAAGCUACUGCACAGGGGGGAAAAGUGAAAUUGUACCUCCGUUUGGAUCAUCGAAGUAUUAAAUGUUAGAAGGCAGCUUUCAGUAUUCGGACCCUUCCUGGACCUCCUGCAAUACUUCCAUCUCUGAAGCCCUGAAUAGUUGGUGUUGCUGGUUCUGGAAUGCCACAACAAGAUAAUCUCUGUAUUCUUGGUCUGAAAAAAUACACACAGUGAACCAGUGCCAUCAGAAUUGGGUGUUAAGUGAUGGAUAGCUCAGCUGCCCAGAAGGAUGUGAUUUCAGGAUGGAGGCACUGCUAGAAAGAAUGCAAAGGCAAGGAAAAGGCAGAGGCUUCCUGACUUCUUGUGAGGCUGAACUACAAGAGCUGAUGAAGCAGAUAGACAUCAUGGUGGCACAUAAGAAAGCUGAAUGGGAAAGCCAAACGCAGGCGCUGGAGUCUUGUCUGGAUAUCCGAGAGCAUGAGUUGUCAUCCCUUAGGAAUGCAUUGGAUGAAAAACGCAGAGAGAUUGAGAGGUUAUGCCAGCAACUGGAAGGGAUGGAGCAACUCAAUCAUGAUAUUACUAUGGAGUAUGAACAACAGUUAAAAAAUGUCCAGGAAGAGCUAGCCAGACUAAAGAGAAGUUAUGAGAAAUUGCAGAAGAAGCAACUGAAAGAAGCUAGACAAGCUUCCAAGAACCAUGUGGAAGAAAAAUUUGAAGUAAGCAUCCUGAGCAAGAAGUUAGAGGAGUUCCGCCAAAAAUCUCUUGAUUGGGAGAAGCAGCGCUUGCGUUACCAACAGCAUGUGGCAUCGCUGGAAGUUCAGCGGAAGGCUUUGGCUGAACAGUCUGAGCUCAUUCAGACUCAGCUUUCCAGUCGGAAGCAAAUGUUUGAGACUGUGGAGCUGGCAAGCCAAUCUGAAAUCCAUCAUUUAACCAGCAAACUGGAAAGAGCCAAUGACACACUUUGUGCCAAUGAACUGGAAGUGGAAAGGCUGAAUAUGAGGGUAGAUGAUUUGACUGACACCAACCGGAAGAUUCUGGACGAACAAGAAAGAAUCCAAGAUGAGCUGAAAAUGUCCAGGAACUCACUGGAGGUUCUACGUGAGGAGAAGAUAGAACUCAGGGCCACUUUGCUGUCUCAAGAGGACUUCAUUAACAGUUUGAAGGUUCAGCAUGAGCAGUUACAGAAGGAGGUGUUCAGACUUAGUGAAACCCUGCACACCAAAGAAGUUAUUAUCAGGUCACUGGAAGAGUGCCUGCAGAACAGUGAAGGAACCAAAGAAAUCUACCACGAUGGGGUGGAAUCGGAUCACAUACUUCUGCAGCUAGAUCAUGCUCAGGGAAAUCAUCUAGAGGGCAGCCUAGGCUCUGCGAAUGCAAAGUGCCUCCAGCUGAGUGAAGAGCUAACGGAGAAGUGUCACAAGCUGCGGUUUACAGAAGAGCACCUCUGCCAGGCCAAAGCAGAGAUUAAAAAGUUGAAGGAGCAGCUCUUCCACAUGGAACAAAGUCACAGCAGUGAAUUAGAAGGAAUGAAGCAGGAGGUUUCCCAUCUAACGCGGGAACUUCACCAACGCGACAUCACAAUUGCCUCCUCCAGUGGUUCUACCUUGGGCUUGGAGCAACAGCUACGAACUGAGAUUGAAAAAGCAGAGCAGAAAGCAGUGGAACAGAAGGCUGUCCUAUCUCAGCUGGAAGCAGUCAAGCAAGAAAAUCAGCACCUCUCAGAAAUGCUGCAAAAGGCAAAAGAUGCCCCUUUAGUAGAACUCAAAGAAAGUUAUACCAAGGCCCUAAGUGAAGUGGAGUCUAAGAACCAGCAACUACAGAAUGAACUCUCAGAAACUCGAGCCAUCAUGGAAGAAUCCUCUCGGAUCUCACAAGACACGCAUGAUAGUAUUGUACUGCAGAUGCAGCAGCAGGUGACAGAGGUGAAGAAUACAGAGAGCAGGAGAAUGCAAGAGAUGCAGUGCAAGCAUGAAGAAGACAUGAGAGCUUUUCAGGCUCAAUUUGAUAGAACUGUUCAACACUAUGAAGAGGAACUCAAAAGAGUACAGCACUUGGCAGCCAAAACAACCUCUAUGUCUAGUACAACUGUUGGACCAUCCCCUCAGAUCAGCAGCGACUCUGUCCAAUCGGCUGAGGAUCCCUUCUUCAGAUUGGAAUCUGCUCAUGAUGUGUCAAGGGAGAGUCUCCUAAGAGAUGAGAAAAACAAUUCGCUUUUGUGUGCCCUGCCAACCACAGACAUAGGAGCAGCUGCGGCCAAGUUCCUGGAGGAAGAGGAAGUAAGAUCUCAACAUAUCUUGGAAUGCUUAGAUGCACAUAUUGAGGAAUUGAAAAGGGACAGUGAAAAGACAUUGCAACACUACACACAUCAAAAGUAACAUUGUUUCAAGGUCCAUUGAUUGAAGAGCUGGCUCAAUUUUAAGUUGCAUCAAGCAAUGGGCAAGAAGUGCCUCUGACAUUGGCGGCCCUCAAAAGCUACUAAUGGAUUCCCUCCUCCUUCACCCUGGGUUGUUCGGUGGUGGUGAAACCAAGGAAAUGAAGUUUGUCUGGAAUGAAACAUUUUGUCUGGUGGCAGUAAUUGCACUACUAUGUAAAACAUUUCUAGCUGCCUAAUUGUGUCCUGUUGCCUCAGAGCAUGCAGUGACCUUCAGGAGGGAGUUAUUUAUGUAGCAAACUCUAUGGAAAUUAUCUAUUUUUAAAAUGUAUAUAUGUGAAGAAAUAAAACGACAAAUACCCCA